GCAUGGACGUCGUCUAAAAUUUUAGACGAACGUCAUUUUAUUGCUUUACAAAAGUGCAAAUAAGUUAAAGUAAUAAGAUAAAUAUAUAAAUCUUAUAUCAAUGAUCUCAAUAUUUUAGUUCCUAUGUGAUAAACGAACAUUAAAAAGUAUUUAUACAGUGUUAUAUGCACCGAAUAUUGAACUAUAUUUUCACCCAGGUUAUAUAUGUUUGCGGUCUUGCGGUACUUUAUACAUUAGUGUUUGUCUUUUUGCUGCAUAAAAUGAAAACAGAAUGAAGUGCCACUACGAAGUUCUGUGCAUAGCGCGCGAUGCAAGUGCAUCUGACAUAAAAAAAGCCUACCGCAAACUUGCGUUGCAGUGGCAUCCAGAUAAAAACCUAGAAAACUUACAGGAAGCGAAAGAACAGUUUCAACUUGUUCAAACUGCCUAUGAAGUGCUUUCUGAUCCUCAAGAACGCGCUUGGUAUGACAAUCACCGUGAGCAGCUUUUGAAAGGAGCAGGAAGCUCAUACAAUGAUGACAGCCUUGAUGUUUAUCCCUACUUUAGUCCGUCCUGCUACAAAAGCUUUGGAGAUGAUCCACAAGGAUUCUAUGGAGUUUAUUCUGAGGUAUUUUCCAAAUUGGCCACUGAAGAAACAGAUUUCCUUGAUGAUCCUGAAGAUCUUGCUAAAAUUCCCAAGUUUGGAAAUUCCACAACCCCUUAUGAAGAAGUUCAUGAAUUUUAUGCAUAUUGGAUGGCCUUCUCUACCAAUAAAAGCUAUGUUUGGCUUGAUCAAUAUGAAAUAUCACAAGGCGACAACCGUCGUGUUAUUAAAUUAAUGGAAAAGGAGAAUAAUAAAAUAAGACAGAAGGCUCGUAAGGAAAGGAAUGAAGAGAUCAGAAGACUAGUCAGUUAUGUUCGUAGACGGGAUAAAAGAGUCAUUGAACAUACUAAGCUACUACAAGAGAAGGCUGAAGAAAAUAAGAGAAAGGCAGAACAAGUGAGACGUGAAAGGAUAAUUCAAAGACAAAAAGAGAUAGAAGAGGCUAAAAUGAAAGAGGGAGGUUCUUCAUUUUUGCAAAGUGAAGAUUAUCAGAAAAAGUUGAGUGAAAUAGAAUCUUUGCUAGCUGAAGAGUUUGGCCUUUCUUCCGAUGACGAUACUAUCUCUGAAGGAGGAAUGGAGAGUAGCAAUGAAGACAGUUCUAAGACGGAAGAGCCAAGUGAAGCAUCCAGAGCCACAAAAUCUUCACCAAAAGCGAGAGCUGCACUAAAAAAUCUCUACUGUUCAGCUUGCAAUAAGCUGUUCAAAAAUAUAAAUUCGUUUGAAAAUCACGAAAAUAGUAAGAAACACAAGGAGAAUGUUGCAAAUAUGACUCUUGAUGAUGAUGUUGAUAUAUCUGACCAAGAAGAGAACAGUGAUGGUAAAAACGAUGAUCAAGUUGAUGAAGAAAAGGGCAAGAUAGUUAACGGACAAACAGAAGAUGAACAAGUGGGAAAUUCUACUUCUGAUAUUGAAGACAAUAUAAGGGAGACUUUAAGUGAUGAUUCAGAUAAGGUUCAGGCCCUACCAAAGAGUCACAAGAAAAAGAAGAAUAAGAAGAAGUCAUUCAUUCCAAUGCCUGAAAGUGAAGGUAAUGAUAGUCAUGAUGAAAUGAGUUUCAAUGAAAUAGAAGGGCCGGCACGCAGCAGAAAAGCGAAGAAAUUCAAUAUGCUCAAAAGUCAGAUUCAAGCGAAGAAGGAAGCCAAUCUCAAGAAGGGUUCACAGUCACAGACAUCCACUGAAAAUCUUUAUGAAGUGUCCAGUACUACACCUACUGAUGAUGCUCUAGGAGAAGCUGCUCUACCAAGAGAUAGGCCUACUUUACCCAAAGUACAAAGAAAUGUAAAGCCUAAAAAACUAGUUGAUAGGAAAACUGUACGGACAAAAGUAAGUGAGACAGAGGACUCCAGUAGCGCAGUUAAUCUCAGAUGUGUUGUUUGUCAAACAGACUUCCCAUCCAAGAAUAAACUCUUUGAACAUUUGAAAAAGACAGGCCACUCUGUCCCACUUCCUCAAACUAGCUUCACUCAAACUCAAAAGAAAGGCAAACGAGCCAAUAGAUAAACAUCAACGUUUUAGUUAGGAAUAAAUAUGAAUUAUUAUCUGAGAAUCAUAAUGAUUUUCUUUAUCUCUCUACAAAAUGUAAAAUGACUAUCAUUCUAUUUAUUAAAUAAAAUUAUGAAUCAUCAAACUAUAACUA
Colias croceus (clouded yellow) is the source of this 2219-nucleotide messenger RNA. RefSeq names its product dnaJ homolog subfamily C member 21 (gene DnaJ-16). The transcript is spliced from 7 exons. The coding region runs from base 272 to 2083 and encodes 603 amino acids. Gene Ontology annotation, molecular function: zinc ion binding; nucleic acid binding. Gene Ontology annotation, cellular component: cytoplasm. NCBI's taxonomy places the organism in Eukaryota, Metazoa, Arthropoda, Insecta, Lepidoptera, Pieridae. The record is from RefSeq and is a predicted model, not a curated record.